Molecule: messenger RNA, 4448 nt
Organism: Centropristis striata (black sea bass)
Lineage: Eukaryota; Metazoa; Chordata; Actinopteri; Perciformes; Serranidae
Gene: pign
Product: phosphatidylinositol glycan anchor biosynthesis, class N
Exons: 29
Coding region: 600-3389 (929 amino acids)
Biological process (GO): GPI anchor biosynthetic process
Cellular component (GO): endoplasmic reticulum membrane
Molecular function (GO): mannose-ethanolamine phosphotransferase activity
Source: RefSeq, a predicted model, not a curated record
AUAGUAUGUUAGCUAAUGUAAUAUCGAAAAAUCACAAGCUGUAAAAAUAACAAUUGCCAGUGAAACUACACUGUAACACAUACAGUUAUAUACUAAAACACAACGCAAUGUCUGACCUAAAAGGCAUUUUGAAAGUGUUAAAAUAAAGCUAGCUGGGAAAUAAAUAUUUUAACUACAGUACCCACAAUUCAGCUGCAAAGUAAAAACGUCAACGUCACACGUAAAAGUCAAAACAAGGAAGUGGAUUCCCAUGAUGCCUGUAUUUCAUGUACUAAUCUUCUUAGAAAGAGGACAGUUGGUUUCGUAAAAGGACACACUUAAAGAUUACGUUGAUCUUGUUUCGUAAAACAACGCUAUUGUCUUUCGAGUGCUUUGGAUAUAUAAUUAGUCAUCUACGGAGAUCUAAGAGUCUAAAUCAGGUGAAUGGCUUGUAGUUACGAAGGUAUAGAUACUUAGUUGCUCUCCCAUUCAUACAUCAACGAGACAUCUUCCCCCGUUUUUAUGGGCAGAUUCAUCUGACAUUACAUUACGAUACAGCAAACCACUGUCUCCAUUCCCCCUGGUUGCUCUGCGGACCCAGCUCAGUGUUGACACUCAAAAUGCGGAUGAUCACCUUCCUCGUGGUUGGGCUGACAGUCCACAUUGUCUUCUUCCUCUCUAUCUUUGACAUCUACUUCACCUCUCCCCUGGUCCACGGCAUGACACCCCAGACCACACCGCUGGCACCCCCUGCCUCCAGACUGGUGUUAGUGGUGGCCGAUGGUCUCAGAGCAGACAGUCUCUUUACACUCCUCCCCAAUGGCACAUCCAGGGCCCCAUACUUGAGGCGUGUGAUGGAGGAGAGGGGUACCUGGGGUGUAUCACAUACACACGUGCCCACUGAGUCUCGUCCUGGGCAUGUCGCUCUCAUUGCUGGCUUCUAUGAGGAUGUUAGUGCUGUUGCUAAAGGGUGGAAGGAGAAUCCUGUGGAGUUUGACUCAGUGUUUAAUGAGACCAGACACACCUGGUGCUGGGGCAGCCCUGAUAUUCUGCCAAUGUUUGCUAAAGGUGCCAGUGGAGACCAUGUGUAUACCCACACAUACCCAGCAGAGGAGGAGGACUUUGCCUCCACAGACGCCUCCAGGCUGGACAACUGGGUGUUCACUCAAGUCAAAUCAUUCUUCCAGUCAGCAAACUCUAACUCCAGUCUGAGGGCCAGUCUGCUUGAGGAUAAGAAUGUCUUUUUCCUGCAUCUGCUGGGCAUCGACACAAAUGGACAUGCUCACAGACCAAUGUCAAAGGAGUACCAAGAAAAUAUUGCCUUGGUAGACACAGGUGUAUCUGAGCUGGUGUCUAUGAUGGAAGACUUCUUCGGUAAUGAUGGCAAAACAGCCUAUGUGUUCACCUCGGAUCAUGGCAUGACAAAUUGGGGGUCGCACGGUGCAGGCCAUCCCUCUGAGACACUCACCCCUUUAGUAGCGUGGGGAGCUGGAGUUCAUAAUCCCCACAAAGUCACUGAAGCCCAACCAUACAAUGAUAGCUUCCUACAAGAUUGGAAACUGGAGCACCUCCGCAGAGUUGACGUCAAUCAGGCAGAUAUCGCUCCCCUCAUGGCUUCUCUCAUUGGUGUGCCCUUUCCUGUUAACUCUGUUGGUGUGUUACCUCUUCUCUACCUUAACAACAGUGACCAGUUCAAGGCAGAGAGCAUGUUCACUAAUGCUAUUCAAGUGCUAGAGCAGUACAAGAUAAAAAUGUCGCAGAAAAAUGAGACAACCUUGUCUUUUCUCUUCACUCCAUACCCACUACUGACUGAGUCAAAACAAGCUGAAUUCAUCCACAAGGCCAGAAUACUGAUUCAGCUGGAGAAAUAUGAUGAUGCUAUCUCUCUGUGCCGCUCUCUGAUAUCCCAUGCUCUGGAGGGCCUGGUCUACUACCACACCUAUGACAGGUUCUUCCUGGGUUGCAGUGUGGUGCUGGGAUUUGUAGGCUGGACCUCAUAUGUUGUCCUAGUCAUCCUGAAGACUCAUGCCAGCCUCAACAGAAACCCAAGUCUCCUCAAACAGAUUCCCAGUCAAACCCUGGCGAGGCUGUGUAUGUGUGUGGCAGUGGUCAUCACUGUGUUCCUGCUUAUUCAAAGGAGCCCCAUUACCUACUAUAUUUACUGCCUGCUGCCUGUCCCUAUCUGGUACUCUGUCCUUAAAGAGUCUGGAACUCUUACAGAUUUGCUUCACUCAGCUCCUUCUCUGCCUCUGUGGAAAUGUUUUGGCUAUUUUGUGCUGGUGACGUUUGGGAUCGAGCUACUGGUGGUGAGUUUCUUCCAUCGAGCCAUGUUGACUGUGGGCCUGGCUGUCCUCUCUCUCUGGCCCUUCCUGUCAGGGCUUUUUGGCAAAGCCAAGUUCCGCUCAUUGAGCUGGUGUCUGGGCUGUCUGUGUUUAGCUGCUUUCCCCCUGAUGCCUGUUGUGGGUAGAGAGCCUAACAUACAUCUGGUAACCUGUGCAGGUCUGCUCACUCUCUUCACUUCAGCCUGUUACCUCUGGUCAUCACCACUGCACCUCAGUGACAGGCAGCAGUUUGUCAUUCAGAUGCUCCAUGUGGCACUGUGUGCGUAUGUGCCAUCUCUCACACACUCCAGCCUGCAGCAGAAACAGGGCCUGCCACUUGUAAAUCAGAUCAUCAGCUGGACCACAUUAGCAUCUUCUAUGCUGGUUCCACUGUUGAGCUCGACACGUCUUUUCCACCGGCUCCACAGCAUAUUCCUCUCUCUCACGGCAACAUACCUGCUGCUCAGCACUGGGUCAGAGGCAUUGUUCCCCCCUGUGUUAUCUUGGUUAAUGUUUGUGUGGAUCAACAUUGAACAGGAAGCUAUGCUGGCUCAGGGUGUCUCUGGCAGACAAGAGCUCUCCACUAUUGAUUUCUCUGCAAACAUCGACAUCACCAAGAUCCGACAGCUGAAGUUGGACGACAUUAGAAGAUCCUAUUUUUUUGUAUUUUUUAUAAUAACAGCUUUCUUCGGCACAGGGAACAUAGCUUCCAUCAACAGUUUUGAUCCAGCUUCUGUUUAUUGUUUCCUCACUGUCUUCAACCCCUUCAUCAUGGGAGGGCUGAUGAUGUGGAAGGUUAUCAUUCCUUUUAUAAUAGUAAUGUGUACAUUUGAGACCAUCCAAGUUGCAACGCAGCUCUCAUCAAGAAGUUUGUUUCUUAUUGUCCUGGUCAUCUCUGACUUGAUGGCUCUGCACUUUUUCUUCCUGGUGCAGGACUACGGCAGCUGGUUGGACAUUGGCACAAGCAUCAGCCAUUAUGUGAUAGUGAUGUCAAUGACCAUCUUCCUGAUGCUGCUCAGUGUGGUCACACACAUUCUCACCUCACAAAGACUCAUUCUGUGGAAGAGUCGCAAGAUGCACUUCCCCUAAAUAAAUGUUAUUGGUCGUGCAUGUGGGUGCAUACAUUCUAGUUAAACCAAAAGUUUUGUAGAUACUCUUUCUUUAGUAUUUGCUGUAUACAGCCAGAGUUUGUGUGUAUAAGACAUGGGGUAUUGUUUCAGGACUAAAUAUACUGUAAUGUGCUGUGCAAAAGUCUCAUGCAACUUUGCUAAAUGGUUUUGGUUUUGGAAAUCCCCUCUUAUAUGUUAUCUUAUUUGUUAUAUGCUCUAAUGAUUCCUCUUAAAGCUGCUUGAAAAAGUUAUGACAUGACUACCUGUGAAAAUUACAUAAAGGUAUACUAUAGAGAAUUACUUAAUGUAUGCAUCACAAUUGAGUUCUUCUUAUCAACAGUUUACUUUAUAUUAGUAUAAACUUCUUAGGUGUAUGGGUUUAAUGGGUCAUUUUCCAGAGUGGCCUAAGAAUUUUGCACAGUCCUGUUUGCACUGUAUUCUCUUGUACAGUCAUUCGCUGUUCCAGCAUAAUUGUUUUUGCAUUAAUCAUUGACGAAUUGACUGACUGGCCACUUGAAUAUUUGACAAAUUAUGCCUCUGCCAAGGGUGCUGAUUUAUGAUCGACCAAAGAGAGGUAACUUGGUAACUAUUAUAUGUUUUUAACAAUAUUUCCUGUGAAGCUGCCUAAAUUGUGUCCUUGUUUAGAAGGAAAAGGGAUAUUAUUUUAAUUUAUUGUGACUAUAUUUAUACCAAUUAAAACUAAGGGACUGGGAUUUCCAUAAAAGAGGCAUGUGUGUUGUACUUACAGCAACCAUUAACCGAAUUAAACUAGGUAGUGUGUGUUUGUACAAGAGGGCAAAUGUAGCCAUGGGCCAGACUCAGAAAAUCUAUAUGAGAAAGCAAAAGCGAAAUCCCCUAACGUACUUAAACAACUGCAGUCCAGGUGCACUACUUUAGCCCCAGUAGAGCUCAAGUACCCAUGCCCAGCACUGCCAGUAUUUUUGCAUUUGUAAAGUCGUAAAUGCCUGGAAUAAGUAUGCUGAGAUGUGCUGUAAAAUCCUAUUGUUAGUAUGUUUUAAUAAACUUUUUUUUUUUUAAA